GCAAGCGGUGGUUGUGUUUGAGUUAUCGAACUGCGACUCGAUUAACGCGUAAAGUGCGCGUGAAGGUGGGAUUUUAACGACCAAUCUGUGUGUGCUCUGUGGAUUAUGUUCCAAAACGUGUUCCAUUUUUGCUCAUGGAUUAAUAACCGUUGUUUCAGCUUUGGAACUCUUGUUUUUCACUUUUGACGGAUAGUUUUGCAAAACCCUUACUCUGGAUGAGCCAGGUGGGCACCCGGAACCCUCCAGUUUCUUCGAAAUGAGCAGCACCAGUAAAGAAUCUUCAAACUGCUAAGUCAUUCUUCAGUAUUCUACUGCUAUGGAACCAUACAACGCCAAUCAACCCUUGUAUGCAAUUUACCGGAAUGGUACCACCAACACCUUCGAAGACAAACCCGAACAGAUCUAUUCCGAUCCUGAGAUCGUGAUGAAGAAUUCCAACAACGAGAAAUAUGCGGUCAAAUACAUCAUGGAAAAGUAUGACUCUCUACGGUGUCUAAAUAGCCAAAUCGAUAACAUGCAUAUAUCGUCUGAUUCGGGGGAUUCUGUCGCGAAGGACUCUUUGAGCGGCACUGCUGAGGAUCCUGCCGUCGAUUACGAUGACGAUGACUAUGUCCAAGAAGAUCAUGGUGAACUAUCUGAACAGGACAUUGUACAGGUGGAAGUGUUCUUCCGCAGUCAUAAGACAUACGUCUCGGUCUGCCACUGCCUAGCCAACCUGUAUUUCACCAUGGCAGACCAGAAAACCAAAGAGUGGGAGCUGGCUAGGACAGGAAUACCUGUCCUCCUCCUGGACAAAGGCGACACCAAGGCCAGGAACAAAAGAAUGCUCCAGAUAGUGCUGGCAGAGAAAGGAUCUGGUUUCGUCCUCUGGAAGGACAUUAUUGACAAUCUCUCGAACUAUAAAGCAGAAGAGAGUUGUACGUUCCACACAAUGUAUUUGUCGAGCGACCAUCGGAAAAUGGCUGGACUGAGCUUCGAUAUCCCAGAUGCUGCUGAGAAGUUUUUGCGGGAAAUCGAGCAGCUGACGUCAGAUCCUUUGAACAUAAGUCUUUCAGUUCCGAAGCAGAAGAAGAAGAAACAGAAAGCUCCGAAGAAAGAAAAGGUGAAACAACCCAGAAAAUGUGACAUAUCGACUCCGUGUUGUUUCCAGCAUGUGACCAAUGUGGCCUUAGAUGACAAAAAGAAACUUUUCUCAAUGGCGACUCUGCUGUCACCGGGCGAACGUGUCAACACGUGAAAGUGA
Molecule: messenger RNA, 1243 nt
Organism: Uloborus diversus
Lineage: Eukaryota; Metazoa; Arthropoda; Arachnida; Araneae; Uloboridae
Gene: MESR3
Exons: 3
Coding region: 317-1237 (306 amino acids)
Biological process (GO): regulation of transcription by RNA polymerase II
Cellular component (GO): nucleus
Molecular function (GO): DNA-binding transcription factor activity, RNA polymerase II-specific; RNA polymerase II cis-regulatory region sequence-specific DNA binding
Source: RefSeq, a predicted model, not a curated record